ACACACACACACACACACACACACACACACUCUCUCACACACACUCACUCACUCACAGGAUGGCCGCCGUCUCGCCUCGCCACUGCCGAACGCCUCAGACCUUCUUCAUCUUCCUCUUCGUCCUGUCAGGUGGACCGUUGUGGUCUGUCUCCUGUUUUAAGGUGGCUGAGGGGGGCGUGGCCUCUCUGUCCUGCCAGUACUCGGUGAAGCGGUUCGGUCUGAGCCGGGUCUGCUGGGGUCGAGGCUGCGGGACCUUCUGGUGCAACAACAUCCUGGUCCAGACGGACGAGCACGGGGUCAUCGCCACGGUGGAGGACCGGUACCGUCUGACAGGGGACGUCCUGGACGGACAGAUGGACCUGGACAUCCUGAACGUGAGGCGGACGGACAGCGGGCAGUACUGCUGCAGGGUCGACAUCGACGGCAUCUUCAACGACAAGAAGGUGAUCAUGAACCUGAGAGUGGUCAAAGCUCCGGUCACCAGUUCUCCUCCUCCAACGACAACCACGUCAGCAUCGGCGUCCACAGUAAACUGGAAAUUCCUGCUGUCGUCUCAGCUGGAGCUGCUGAGGAAGAACUCCACCCUGCAGCGCUCCGACACCGUCAUGGUGGAGGACUCUCUCCCGUCUCUCUCCCUUCAGAUCAAUGUUCCCGUCCUCUCUCUCUCCCUCAGCGUCUUGUUGAUUUUGGCAGCAGUUUUUCUCUUUCUGGCCUUCAAACGUGGAAUAUACAGAAGAGCCUUAAAGAUCCGCUGUUUCUCCUCCGAAGAACCUCCUCACAUCAUCUACGAGAUCCGCAUGAGAAGACCGGUCACGGAGAACAUCUACACUCUGGACUAGGGACCAACGUUCAUACUACUCUCUACGGCAGGGGUGUCAAACUCAACUUCACUAAGGGCCACACUUGGAAAUAAGCAUCACAUCAGCGGCCAGACAUGUAGAGUUUAUUGACGUGCUUUUAUUUAAUCAAAGUCAAACAUAUUUGACUGUAUUAUUGUAUGUCUCAUAUAGCUUUCUCACUUACAAAUCUUUCGAUAUGUGCGCUACGGUGUCAAUUCACACGCAAUCGCAAGGUAAUGUAAGUCAAUGGAGGCCAAACGGCGUUGAUAAACACGCUACAAAGCGAGUAUGUGUCUUGAUUACGCGCCAAUAAUGGCGUAUGCUAAUUGAAGUGUCACACAUACGCCACUUCUUGACAUCAGUCUGGAAAGAAACUACAAAAUGCUUUUCCUGCAGGAGAUGCGUGUGAAUGCUGAAAAAGCUGAAAAGCUGCUUUAAUGCGUAAGAAGAAGGUGAAGUAGUGGGAAUACAGAGCCGGCCCUGGGCAAGAUGUCAGCUGUUACUGUACGUUUCUGAUGAUAUGUCACUUUAAUCUUUAAAGUUUAAAGUUUUCUUUUGUCA
Molecule: messenger RNA, 1400 nt
Organism: Perca fluviatilis (European perch)
Lineage: Eukaryota; Metazoa; Chordata; Actinopteri; Perciformes; Percidae
Gene: timd4
Product: T cell immunoglobulin and mucin domain containing 4
Exons: 8
Coding region: 60-839 (259 amino acids)
Source: RefSeq, a predicted model, not a curated record